AUGUCUGCCCACUGGUCGAAGUUCUCCACCUGGCUGAAGUCAUUCGGCAAUGGCUACCGUUCUCACGGAUCUGUAGUCGAUACUGUCCUUGACGACUACAAGACUUUCGGUGCCGAUGAUUUACCUGAAGAGAUCCCUCCGCUGGGAGAGCCUCAUACGGAGAAGAGGUUCUGGUUCCAGAGAACGGAGACUUAUGAUCCUGAUGCCAUUGCUACGCAGCCCAGUGUCUAUGAUGAUCGACAAAUCGCCAAGGACUACAUGCCCCGACCGGACUGGGAGAAUAUCCAUCGCUUCGAUCCUCUCGCUCGCUGGACGUGGCGGGAGGAGUAUGCGCUGGUUCGCAAGAUCGAUUGGCGGAUCAUGAUCUUUGCGUGCUUUAUGUUCAUGGCGCUGGAACUGGAUCGAGCAAAUAUCACCCAGGCCAAUACGGACAACUUUCUCGACGAUCUGCAUCUUACUACAGAUGACUACAACCUGGGCAAUACAAUCUUCAAGUUCAGCUUCCUGUGUGCGGAGCUCCCGUCUCAGCUCGUUAGCAAGUGGAUGGGUCCUGACCGCUGGAUCCCCAUGCAGAUGAUCCUCUGGUCGAUUGUGGCGAGCUCUCAGUUCUGGCUCAGUGGCAAGGCCAGCUUCUUGACUUGCCGUGCUCUACUGGGCGUACUCCAAGGCGGAUUCAUCCCCGACAUCGUGCUUUACCUCAGCUAUUUCUACAAACACCACGAACUCUCCCUCCGCCUAAGUUUUUUCUGGACAGCAAAGUCCUUCGCAGACAUCGUCGCUGGCUUCUCCGCAUACGCACUUCUUCAUCUCAGAGGUUUGGCUGGUCACGCAGGCUGGAGGUGGAUGUUCCUCAUCGAAGGACUCUUCACUCUCCUAAUAGGUAUCAGCGCCACAGCUCUCAUGCCGCCAGGUCCGUGCCAGACGGCCAACUGGCUCCGCGGUAGCAAAGGCUGGUUCACACCCCGCGAGGAGGAGAUUAUGGUCAAUCGUGUGAUACGGGAAGAUCCAAGCAAAGGCGAUAUGCACAAUCGCGAAGCUGUCACCCCAGCACUUCUGUGGAAGAGUCUGAAGGAUUUCGAUCUUUGGCCACUGUACCUCAUCGGCCUUCUGUUCGAAGUUCCCAUGACGCCUUCAAGUCAGUACUUGACUUUAACCCUCCGAGGUCUGGGCUACGAUACGUUCUUGAGCAAUCUGCUCGCCAUACCAUGGACGGCUUUGUCGAUUGUUGGUAUGCUUGCGCUCUCUUUCUCAUCUGAGAUUUCCGGGAACCUGGCGUUACAUGCAGCAAUUGGGCAGCUUUGGGCGAUACCGUUUUUGACCUUCCUGGUCUUCACCGAUGCGGAGAACACGAACCGGUGGCUGAUCUGGACGGCUGUGACACUCUUGUUGAGUUGGCCUAACCCGCACCCGAUUCAAGUGGGUUGGAACUCGAAGAAUUCGAACUCGACGAGGUCAAGGACUGUGAGUGCGGCGUGUUAUAACAUGCUAGUCCAAGGUGGUGGGAUCAUCUCCUCGAAUGUUUAUCGCAAGGAUGAUGCACCGAAUUACACACGCGGGAACAAGCAACUGCUAAUUCUUGCAUUCGUCAAUCUGGGAAUCUAUGCCUUGACGAAGGUGUACUAUAUACAGCGCAACAAGAAGAGAGAUCAGCAGUGGAAUGCUAUGACGAAGGAGGAGCAGAUGGAAUACCUGGAGACGACGAAGGACGAGGGGAACAAGAGGCUCGAUUUCAGGUUCGCGCACUGA
Molecule: messenger RNA, 1746 nt
Organism: Fulvia fulva
Lineage: Eukaryota; Fungi; Ascomycota; Dothideomycetes; Mycosphaerellales; Mycosphaerellaceae
Exons: 3
Coding region: 1-1746 (581 amino acids)
Biological process (GO): transmembrane transport
Cellular component (GO): membrane
Molecular function (GO): transmembrane transporter activity
Source: RefSeq, a predicted model, not a curated record